AUGGGAUUCACUCCUCAAACACUUGUCGAUAAGUCAGUUGGUGAUCGCACUGGUAACUGUAUCAAGGAGAUACUAGAUUACUUCACUAAAAAGGACCGUAACUACGCCACUCUCUACAACAUAAUCAUAUGUCUAAUAUGCACCGGGUUACGUACCCCCCGUACAGUCGGCGAUCUCUUCUCUUUCUUCCUAAAGCUUGGUGAGAAUAUGAAUAAUGGUGGUUCCCCUAAGGUCGCUACUGCCAUCGAUACCGAAUCUAAGAAUAUACCAUGGAAUUCCUAUGGUUCGAAAGACAUGACUGACGCAGCCAACAAUCUAGCUGGUAAAAAACACAACGGUAACCACACCUCCGAUCCCUCCCUCUACACCCUCUACGACAGUGAUUGCGGUAAUGGCAACACCUGCGGCUCCUAUCUCGACCCCCUGUCAUUCGUUAUCUAUCGUAAUAUCUCUGACAUUUUCGCUAUGUCCUAUCUAUCACGUAUUGUGUAUCUCACGGAUGUCCUCAAAGAAGGUCUUAAAGUGUUACUUACAGAGUUCAACAACCUCACGUGCGAACAUUGUACGAAAUGUGUCAGCAAACCAAAACACAAAGAAGGUGAACAUGGCAACCAAUGUAAAUGUGAAACCAUCGUCCAAUGCGCUGACGUCCUACCCCUUUUCUUCAAAUUCGGCUUCGUAUACUACAGUCACCAUGCAUUGAAUGGAAAAUACAAUAACAAACCCGAGUGGCUCCGCAAAUGCUCCGCAUUCUACACGCAACUCAACGCAGUCAUCGCCGACGGUGGCCUCUUCAAAAAGCUUCUUCAAUGCAUCAAUGACUUUCUCUACUGCAUCCGCAAACCCUUCCUCCUGUACCUCCUAACAUUCUGGCUCAUCGUCAUCACCUACCUAACAUACUCUCUCACAAUACCACUCGACGUUCUACACCUACGUUCACACCUACGCACUGCCGUGCUAUCACCACUAGUACUACUCACCAACUACACACAACCACAUGACAUCACCUACUCACUCCACUACUACCAUCCAUCAUAUAACUACAACCUCCUCAAUGAUAUCAACCUCUUGGUCACCGUCUGGCUACUCGCCAUCAUCUACCUCCUCUACUGA
Messenger RNA from Babesia sp. Xinjiang, 1113 nucleotides. RefSeq lists its product as uncharacterized. The transcript has a single exon. NCBI's taxonomy places the organism in Eukaryota, Apicomplexa, Aconoidasida, Piroplasmida, Babesiidae. The coding region runs from base 1 to 1113 and encodes 370 amino acids. The record is from RefSeq and is a predicted model, not a curated record.